GAAGGGGGCGGUCCUGGACCAUGAUCCCCACCCCGCGGCACCAGCACGUGGGCUCGCACGGGCCCUUCAGCGACGUGUACGAGCCGGCCGAGGACACCUACCUGCUGCUGGACGCGCUGGAGCGGGACGCGGCCCAGAUCAGAGAGGCAGGGUGCGAGCUGGGGGGAGGGAAAGAACCAGCGAGAGGCCGAGUUGAGAUCUCCCUUGAAGUAGGAGCUGGAUCAGGUGUGGUUUCAACAUUUCUGGCUUCCAUUGUUGGACCCAGUGCAUUGUACAUAUGUACAGAUAUCAAUCCUAUAGCAGCUUCUUGUACCUUGGAGACAGCUGUACUUAACAAAGUUCACAUUCACCCAGUAAUUACUGACUUGGUCACAGGAUUGUUACCAAGAUUAAAUGGGAAAGUUGAUCUACUACUAUUUAAUCCACCGUAUGUGGUAACCCCUUCUGAAGAGGUAGAAAGCCAUGGAAUAGAGGCAGCCUGGGCUGGAGGCAAAAAUGGCAGAGAAGUAAUGGAUAGACUUUUUCCUUUAGUGCCAGACCUGCUUUCAACAGGAGGAUUAUUCUAUUUAGUUACAAUUAAAGAGAACAACCCAGAUGAAAUUUUGGAAACAAUGAAGAAAUACGGUUUAAGAGGUACUAGAGUACUUUCUAGACAAGCAGGAAGAGAAACUCUCACAAUUCUUAAAUUCAGCAAGUCCUGAUGACUGCUCUUAAAUCUUUAAACGUCUUCAGCCAUGGAAGUUAAACACAAAUGGUGUUACAAUGGUCAGGCUAUUUUGUGACU
Messenger RNA from Terrapene triunguis (Three-toed box turtle), 784 nucleotides. RefSeq names its product methyltransferase N6AMT1. Bases 21 to 701 code for a protein of 226 amino acids. Lineage: Eukaryota; Metazoa; Chordata; Testudines; Emydidae. Gene Ontology annotation, biological process: methylation. The record is from RefSeq and is a predicted model, not a curated record. Gene Ontology annotation, molecular function: protein methyltransferase activity; S-adenosylmethionine-dependent methyltransferase activity; nucleic acid binding. The transcript has 6 exons. Gene Ontology annotation, cellular component: eRF1 methyltransferase complex.